UAAGGCGCACCCGAGGCGGUGCCGUUCAAUCGAAACAAGGAACUCCGUUACAGUCUCUCUUUUUUUUUAUGCUUUUUUUUGUUUACCUGUUUUGUAAAUGCAAUUUUCUGAGCAUCGUAUCUACAUAUAAGUUGUUUAGUAGGGGAAUCUGAGGGCUGUAAAGAAGUGGGUUUGAUUAAGAUUUAAAUAAUGAUUCGAGAAAUGUUUUUAGUAUGAUUGAAUCUUCGUUACUGACUAAGACCAGAGUACAAAAAUCAGGCUAAUAUUAGCUGGUCGACUUGCUCAGGCUGAAGAAACAUCUUUAGUCGGCUGUAAGUGACGAAAUCAGAAGACAUUCUGAACGGGUACAAAAUUGGCAGUUUAAAUUGUAAUAAUAAUGAAGAAACUGAAAUCAAGAAUAGCAACAGAAUCUGGCCGUGUUCUUUAGUAAUAACACACGAUGUCUUCGCUAGGCCUUAGAAUUCUACGUAUAAAGUGAAAUGGUAACCCACAUUGAUGCACGGUUGCGACUUUACUACAGGGAAAGCUCUGAGAAUGGGAUUGACAACCCCUUCCGGCCUGAAGGAGACUUGAGUAAAGAAGCUGAAUCCAUAGUUUGUCUGAUCAAAGAAGGGAAGCCAAUCACACCUAACAAGGAGAAACAGGAAGACUGUAGAAUAGAAGAUUCUCUUCAGACACCAAACAUGGAUGAAUUGGAUACACCAAAGCAAGAACAGGUAGUGGCUAACAAUGUUACUUCUGCCAAGCCUGAUGUAAAUGGAGCUCCACUGAAGACUACCAGUUCAGCAGUGCCAGCUGUUGUAGAAGUUCAGCAUGGAAUUAUUGCACCAUCUGAUUCGUCCCAAGUGGAACCAGUGGUUAUCAAGAAGAAACCAAAAUGCAGAUGUUGUGUUCUUCAGUAGCAAUGGAUUAACUUACAGUAUACCAGUAUAUAUACAUGGACCAAUCAGAAUACUCUGACAAUAAGUUGAAUUAAAUGGUUCUUUACAUUUUUUUGGCUUUCUGUUGGCCAAACUUAAACUUUAUGGUUUCGUUUUGUUAAAACUACUUGUGUUUUUAUUUCUCUGAAGAAAGGUUUAUAAACUGCAGCCAAGCAGCAUAUUUCUAUAUGUGCCUUGGUAGAGACUUGUAUGGCUACGGAAUUUUUAGAAGAUUCGUUGUUACGGAGCAGCUACGAGUUAUUACGACAAGAAUUUAGUAUAAUAUUUCUAAACCAGUCAAGCUAGUAAGUGUGAUGUUGUAUUUUGUAUUAGAUCUGCCAACAGAGAUCUUUCUCAUGAAGUGCUACGUUUUUCAGAUACCUGAAAUACUCAAUCACAAAAUAGUGGGCUAACUUUUCUGACAGCAUUACUGUCUCACCAUAACUUAAACAAUUAGUAGGAGGAAAAACAUGAGUAAUUGGAUUAUUAAAAACAGAAAGAAGGAAAUUGUCGUUGGUUGAGAGUAUUGGUUAUUUGGAUGUAUGAAGAAUGUUAUUGAACAUGUUGAAAUAAUAGUGUUUGCAAUAUUCUUCAGGCCUUAAACUUCUGUUUAAAAAAUAAAUACCGUAUUUUGUGCUAUUAUUGAAAAUUAUAACUUGCUUAGUCAUUUCGAUUGACCUCUGUACUGAGCGUUAUAAAUUCUCAGACAAAGUAAGAAAUGUGAAAUUUUUGGACAGUAGUCUAUGAAUUCUGUAGAGUGAAAUAGUGUAGUUGAAUCUCAGUUGGUUUUCUUUAAAUUAAAACUCUUAAGAAAAUGUCAAAUCUCGAACUUGCAUAUUAAAGAAAAUUGAGGAUUUCAAAGUCUUGGCUUUAACUCAAAUGUUAUGAGUACAAGUUAGGUAUGGCUCAAUCUGGAUAACUUGCUUUAAAAUAUAUGUGAAGGGUAGAGAAUGUUCAAAAUCUGGACACAUUGAAUUACCAUAAGAAAGGAAUGUUCAAAAUCUGGACACAUUGAAUUACCAUAAGAAAGGAAUGUUCAAAAUCUGGACACAUUGAAUUACCAUAAGAAAGGAAUGUUCAAAAUCUGGACACAUUGAAUUACCAUAAGAAAGGAAUGUUCAAAAUCUGGACACAUUAAAUUACUAUAAGGAAGGAAUGUAAUGAGAAGUGGGGAAUGUAAAAAUCUGGACACACUAAAUUACAAGUAAUAAGAUAGAAUUGAUAAAACUAGCACAUUAAGUUAUGAGAUAUAAAAAGUAGGGAAUGAAAAAUCUGGGCACUAAGUUACAAGUAAUAAGAUAGAAUUGAUAAAACCAGCACAUUAAGUUACGAGAUAUAAGAAGUGGUGAAUGGUAAAAUCUGGGCACUAAGUUACACUAAUAAGAAUUUAAAAUCUGGACAUUAGGUUACAUGUAAUAAGUGAGGAAUGUAAUAUCUGGGUGCUAAGUUAUAACUAAUAAUCUGGACACUAAGGUACAAGUCAUAUAAAGUUAAAAUCUGAGCUAUUCUUUUGUAAAUUACAAAUAUGCUCUCUAAGCACCAAUAAUUAGAAA
This is a messenger RNA of Limulus polyphemus (Atlantic horseshoe crab), 2473 nucleotides long. RefSeq lists its product as uncharacterized. The coding region runs from base 480 to 902 and encodes 140 amino acids. The transcript has 2 exons. The record is from RefSeq and is a predicted model, not a curated record. NCBI's taxonomy places the organism in Eukaryota, Metazoa, Arthropoda, Merostomata, Xiphosura, Limulidae.